Talaromyces proteolyticus is the source of this 1303-nucleotide messenger RNA. RefSeq lists its product as uncharacterized. Gene Ontology annotation, cellular component: plasma membrane. Gene Ontology annotation, molecular function: G protein-coupled receptor activity. NCBI's taxonomy places the organism in Eukaryota, Fungi, Ascomycota, Eurotiomycetes, Eurotiales, Trichocomaceae. The transcript is spliced from 5 exons. The record is from RefSeq and is a predicted model, not a curated record. Bases 152 to 1303 code for a protein of 383 amino acids. Gene Ontology annotation, biological process: adenylate cyclase-activating G protein-coupled receptor signaling pathway; cell surface receptor signaling pathway.
AGAUAAAUAAUAUCACAGAUUGAUUACAUCAGUUCUACACAUGGAAUAAUGCACAUACUAAGACCCUAUACCCAUGCAGACCCACCGUUGAGUGCCGUUGAGUGCCGUUGAGUGCUAAUUUCCUUGUGUUGGCCAUCUGGUCUUUCUCAUAAUGUCCCCCACCGAACAACAAUUAUUCGCUAUCUCGACAGCAGAGCGGACAACAGCGGCGAUCUCUUUACUUGGAACAAGUAUAAUUGUAGGAUCAUUUCUCGGGUCAAAAUCGUUUCGAAAGCCUGUUAACAGGCUAGCCUUCUAUGCGUCCUGGGGGAAUAUCCUGUCGAAUAUCGGGCAACUCAUCGCACGUUCGGGAAUUGAGCUAGGGCUCAAUACCCCACUUUGCCAAUUUCAAGCCUGUCUAUUACAAUGGUCGGUGCAGUCGGACGCCUACUGGACAUUUGCAAUGGCAUGCAACGUCUACCUGACAUUCUAUCAUCAAUAUGAAGCGGUGCAACUGCGAAAACUAGAAUGGCGAUAUAUCGUCUUAUGUUAUGGUUUGCCGCUGAUCCCCGCGAUUGUUUUUCUCUUUAUCGAGACCGAAGAGCGAGGCAAAAUCUACGGUUCGGGGCUACUCUGGUGCUGGAUCUCCGUACCUUGGAACUAUCUCCGCCUAGGCUGUUUCUACGGCCCUAUCUGGCUCAUGAUAUGCCUCACAGUGUUAAUAUACAUUCGCACCGGUCGCGAAAUGUUCACUAACCGGCGCCUCUUUAAUCUGAACGCCGGCAAAGCCCGGAGUAGCACCAUUUGUGCCUGUACAUUAUCACCCACAGAUCCUUGGAAACAGCCCACCACCCGUUUCGUCGAGGAUAGCGGGCCCCAAAGCCCAACAUCCUCCAGCACGACCUGGGACGACGACACAAAUUGGGCAUCGUCGCUGAACCCCACUGCGCCGAUCACACUCAGCGAAGAAUUCGGGCUUUCGCCAGCCCAACCAUCACAGCAGAGAGACGACGCGCAGAACCGCGUCGAGAGUGUUGGUGGCGUCAAGAUGGAUGCGGCGUCGUGGGUAUAUACAAAAUGCGCAAUGCUGUAUUUUAUCGCUCUUGUGGUUACAUGGGUUCCGUCAACAGUCAAUCGAAUCUACUCCAUCGUACAUCCCGACGAACCCAGUUUUGCAUUGAACCUGCUAUCCGCUAUUGUCCUGCCUCUUCAGGGGUUCUGGAAUAGUCUUAUCUAUGUCUCUAUUUCAUGGCGUACAUUCAGAAGGCUGUAUCAAGAUUUAAAAAAUUGGCGCCUCGAGGCCUUCUUAAGAAUGAAUGUGUAG